CAACACACGUAUCAGUACCAAGUCAAGAUGAACUGUUCUGGUUGCUCAGGUGCGGUAUCCCGGGCAUUGGACAAGUUGAAGGAGCAGGGCGUCGAAUCGUAUGACGUUAAUUUGGAGAAACAACAGGUAACCGUGCACGGUACGGCGGAGUAUGACUUUGUGCUAGAGAAAAUCAAGAAGACGGGCAAGGACGUGAGUGUUGACCGAGACGAGAAUGGGUGUGUUGGCUGA
This is a messenger RNA of Pisolithus orientalis, 231 nucleotides long. RefSeq lists its product as uncharacterized. Gene Ontology annotation, cellular component: cytosol. The annotation marks the transcript as partial. The record is from RefSeq and is a predicted model, not a curated record. NCBI's taxonomy places the organism in Eukaryota, Fungi, Basidiomycota, Agaricomycetes, Boletales, Pisolithaceae. Gene Ontology annotation, biological process: copper ion transport. The transcript is spliced from 3 exons. Gene Ontology annotation, molecular function: copper chaperone activity; metal ion binding.